Zootermopsis nevadensis is the source of this 470-nucleotide messenger RNA. The record is from RefSeq and is a predicted model, not a curated record. NCBI's taxonomy places the organism in Eukaryota, Metazoa, Arthropoda, Insecta, Blattodea, Termopsidae.
AUCUCGCAGUCGAACGCUUGGACGGUGGCGCUACGCGACGUUCAGAGGAACCUCACCGGCUUCUACAAGUGCGAGGUGUCCGCCGAUGCCCCACUGUUCCACACCGAGAUUAAGUCCGGCCUCAUGAUAGUAGUAGAUCUUCCCGAGGGCGACCCCGCUCUGUUAGCGGAGAAACUCAAGUACUCGUUAGGGGAGAAGAUACGAGCGAACUGCACGUCUCGUGCCUCGUACCCCGCUGCUAAUCUGACUUGGUUUGUCAAUGGCCAGCAGGUAAAUUACUUGGCAUCUGCCUCAAGGAACGUUCGCCAAUACUAACAGUGCAAUUACUGAAAUUUUAAAAGGCUGAUAAAAGAUCCAUGAUCACUAGAUGUUAAAUUCAGAAGAAACUUAUAUGGUUUUCUAAUGCGUGCAUUGAAAUUUUAUGUAGACGACUUCACUGGUAUUAAUUUUAACCGACUUCUGAUCCUUAA